Molecule: messenger RNA, 5979 nt
Organism: Spodoptera frugiperda (fall armyworm)
Lineage: Eukaryota; Metazoa; Arthropoda; Insecta; Lepidoptera; Noctuidae
Gene: tna
Product: zinc finger MIZ domain-containing protein 1
Exons: 11
Coding region: 559-2955 (798 amino acids)
Biological process (GO): protein sumoylation; regulation of transcription by RNA polymerase II
Molecular function (GO): zinc ion binding; SUMO ligase activity
Source: RefSeq, a predicted model, not a curated record
UCGCCGGCUCACCAUCGCCAUCAUCCAGCCAGUGUUACCUUUGACGGUCGAAUGCGCGGUCGUUCGCCGUCGUAGCCAGUGACGUCGGUGUCGACACUCGUGCAACACGUCUAUGAUGUUUCGGUGACUUCAAAGUCGGACUCGUGAGUGAACGAUAACUUAUUGGCUAUCGAAUGCUGGAACACAGUGACAAGUUUUGAUCUCAUUACUCCCUGGAUUUGGAUUUUGAUGAGUUGUGAUAAGUGACUAUUUGGAUUUUUGAGCAAACAGUGAAGUGGAUCACCAAAAAAGGAUUUAUUCUAAGUGUCAACAUUGGAUUAUGAAUUAAAUAUUUCUGCAGUGAAUUCAAGAACUGUGUUACGUGAAAGUGGCAUUCAAGGGGUGCCUUGGAACGGCAGGACGGCGAACUCCAAUAGUACGGCUGGGUACGCGGGCUCUAUCAUCACCUACGGGGGAGCACAAGCUCCCGAUAGUGGAAAACACAACCCAUUGCAAGGGACCAUAGGAUACAGAGUCAACACCCCUAGCGGCUAUGGGUGCGCCGGCGGUUCGGGCGCGAUGAGCGGCGGGGGCGAGAACGCGCAGUUCGGCGCCACCGCCGCAAUGGUCGCCGCGGCCACCACGGCCGCGAUGCAGGACUCGCAGCCAUUUUCGCAGAUGCAAAGUAACAUGACUAUGGGAAAUCCCCAAUAUGGUGCGAUGAACGGCUAUGCUCAACAACGCAGUCAUAACCCAGCCAUGACUGGGAUGGGGAUGGGUGGCAACAGCGGGAUGAAUGGGAUGACCGGAAUGGGGCAAAUGGGAAAUGCUGGUAUGAACGGUAUGAACCCUAUGGCUCAGAUGGCUAACAUGGGUAUGCACGCAAACAUGAUGCCAUCCCAAAUGGGGCCUGGACAAAUGAGCAGCUCGGCAAAAAUGGGGCCGGGAUACCAGAGGCGGCAUACGCCGUAUCCGUCCGGUACUAUGCUGAUGGGCCAGCGGAAGACGCAGUACAUGAGUGGGCAGCCCAAUUUUGGACCGACUCAGUACCCAGCGGGGUAUGGUGGUAGGCCGGGCUUCCAAGGGCAGUACCCUCCACAGCAACCGUUGGGACCUAGCGGAAAUUUCGGUGCAGCAAUGAGAGGAACGAUGAGGCAGUCAACGCCACCUUACUCGAAUCAGGGGCAAUAUUUCAAUGGUAACGUGCCAAACCAGUUCCCGCAGCACCAGAGCAGUAACGCGCAGUACGGUGGACAGUACGGAGGUCAGUUCGCGCAGGAAGUUGCAAUGCGCACUAACAUGAGCUACCAGCACAGUCCGGUUCCUGGAAAUCCGACGCCACCCCUAACGCCUGCCAGCAGUAUGCCUCCAUACAUCAGCCCUAAUGGCGAUGUGAAACCUCACUUCAACGAGAUGAAACCUUCUAUGGGCAUGCAAAAUGACGAGCUCCGGUUAACAUUCCCCGUAAGAGAUGGUAUUAUACUACCACCAUUUAGAUUAGAACAUAAUUUAGCUGUUAGCAAUCAUGUAUUUCAAUUAAAGCCCACGGUCCAUUCGACGUUAAUAUGGAGAUCGGACCUUGAGCUACAAUUAAAAUGCUUCCACCACGAAGAUAGGCAGAUGAACACAAACUGGCCAGCAAGUGUUCAAGUGUCGGUCAACGCGACUCCAUUAGUAAUAGAUAGAGGAGAGAACAAAACAUCACACAAACCAUUGUACCUGAAAGAAGUGUGCCAGCCAGGCAGAAACACGAUACAGAUCACCGUUUCAGCCUGUUGCUGUUCGCAUCUGUUUGUAUUACAAUUAGUUCACCGGCCGAGCGUACGAAGUGUGCUGCAAGGCCUAUUAAGAAAACGCCUACUAACAGCAGACCACUGUAUCGCGAAAAUCAAAAUGAACUUCAACCAAACGCCGACGAACGGUAGCAAUGGAUCUAACACUGCCAAUGACAGGGACAGUGUUGAACAAAUAGCUUUAAAAGUAUCAUUAAAAUGUCCAAUUACGUGUAAGAAGAUCACCUUACCAGCACGUGGACACGAGUGCAAACACAUACAGUGUUUCGAUUUGGAAUCGUAUCUACAACUAAACUGUGAACGGGGGUCAUGGCGAUGUCCAGUCUGCAAUAAACCAGCACAAUUAGAAGGGUUAGAAGUCGACCAAUACAUGUGGGGCAUCCUCAACACAUUAAACAGUUCAGAUGUAGACGAAGUGACAAUCGACAGUGGCGCCAACUGGAAAGCUACUAAAACAACUAACAAUACUGGGAUUAAGCAAGAAGAAGAUAGCAGUGAUGGUAGCUUAGGAAAGCGUAGUAAAGCAGUAUCACCGGGUUCUAUGAACAUGCCAACAAUGAACAAUUGGGAUAUGAACCAGGCACUAUCGCCAUACCUUCCUCCUGACAUGAACACAAUAGCCAGUGGCUCAAUGAUCUCUUCUUAUAACCAAAACGGUCAGAACAGAAAUUCAAGUUCGAACAAUCAGAAUUACGAUUUUGGUAUGAACAAUGGGCCUGGCAGUAACGAGUUCGCUGGAAACGGACCUCUGUCCCAUCUAAAUGAGAGUGUAAACUCAUUAGAUCCACUGAACGCGAUGGAGAAGAGUCUUAACGAUCAGAUGCCGCAUACCCCGCACACGCCGCACACGCCGGGCUCAGCGCACACACCGGGCGGUGGCGGCGCACACACGCCGGGCUCCUCGCACACGCCGGGCCCGCCUUCCGUGGACCACCACUCCCUCACCGAUGUCGACAUUCCCGCCGACCUCAAUUUCGAUCCCGCCGCCGUCAUAGAUGGAGAAGGGACAGAUAAUCUCAAUUUAUUGCCGGAGACAAGUGUGGACCCGAUGGAGCUAUUGUCGUAUCUAGACGCACCUGCACUAGGUGAGCUACUAGCGACGCCGCCGUCGUCAUCAUCGUCGGCGGGCAGCCAUCCACCGCGUGCGCCUUCCUCCGACGACCUCCUGGCGCUGUUUGAAUGAACAGACGGUGACCUGCAGUAUUCGUAGACGGGAUGACAUACAGGAUUGUCAAUUAAAAUCAACACUGCAAAGGAAACUGAAGAUCUCGAUAUGUACUUAACAGAAAAUAUUCUGCCUGUUUAGUGGAAUACCAACAGAAAACUUGCUGAUGUCUAUAACCGUCUACGUAAUACUUGUUACAAAGAGAUUCGUUCGUCUGAAAGUAAAACUAAGCGUUUGUUCAACUCGCAAUCAAGCAAGCCAGAAGCCCGAUAUUGUGAUAUUAGAUUUUAGUUCCUUCUCCACGUGUCACUGGGUUCAAUACAGCGGAGCGUCCGAACAGUAGAUGUCUUCAGAAUCUCUGUCACCUUGUAAAGGUGUUAUCGUCUAGUAGAAGUUCCGAUCGUACUGUUGUUUUGAAUACAGUGGCACACAGAGGCAUCGAUUGUUCAAACAAUGAUGUUGGAGAACAUUUAUUAGGUAUAUAAGUAAAGUAUUGGAGGCAACGGCCAUAGACACUGCGGUGUUGUGCAUGUAUAGUUCCUCGCACCGCCGCACACACGGUGGCGCUACUGAGCUCCUUUAACAUUCUAAACUCUAGCAUAAACUGUAACACAAAUUUUCAUAAAUAAUUCUACUUCUUAUUCGAUAUUACUGUAAUCGAUUACAGUUUUUGAUUUGUGUCCAUAAUUUGUGAUUAGUUCACCGGGUGUAAAUAAUAAAGAGGAGUUAUUUUAUUUGUGCUAGUUGUUUUGUGUACUGUGGACGGGGCCGGGCGGCUCUUUGUACGUAUAGGUUAGCGCGAGCGGCUGGCCCGUCCGGAGGCAUUGUGAAUCUUAUAGUUCCUAUUGGAUGCGAGCGAACUAUAAUGUUCAAUUGCCAUUUACUGUAAACAUAUUCCUUCAAGUUUUCGCAUAUUCUGCAUUUUUAAAUGGUAAGAUAUGAUAGGAUUCGUGAGUAUAACGCUACUCGCUUUUGGGUGAUAUAUUCUAAAUGAGUUGUUUGAAUAAACAAAUAAAUGGUAACAAAUUAGUUACAAAGUAUAUUGUAAAUGUGAGUGCAAAAAUGAACUCUGUUAAAUUAUUUUGCGUUAUGUGAAUCGAAGAAUGAUAGAAAUAUAUUUUAAUUUCUAUAUAAAUAGUAAUGAACUGUAUUAUUUGUAAAUAUGAAUCUAGAUAAGAAUAUUAUAUUACCUAGUUAUAUACAGGAGAAGAACAUGGCAGAUACUUAUAUGAUGGCCAGUUUAGUAUAGUAUUACUAAAUUAAAGAAAAUCUACACAUGGUUUUACAUGUACAUACAAAAUUACCAUACCUAUUAUACAAGCCUACACGUUUAGAGCUCAGUACAGUAAGCUUACAACUACUUUUUUAAUAGUCAAAUAUUAUAGAUCUAUUUGAAAUACAAGAACAUUUAAUACUUAUUUAUUAUUUAAUUUAAAUUUAACUAGUCUCUUCAUAUUUCAUUGAUUUGUAGGCAAAAAGUUCCUAUUUCUAUAGAAACUAAUCUUCUCUAUGAUUAUAUUAUUUUUCAUUAUUAUAUUUUAGCCUUUUUAUACUUGAAUUGAUAUUCUGUAAUAAGACGCAAUAGUUUCGGUAUGAGUUUGAAAAUAAUUACCAUUAAUUAAUUAACUAAAUCAAGUUGAGUCUACUGUGUCUGUGCUCUAAAACGUUCCUCUAUUUACAAGUGCAAACCGCCAAUCUAAACAAACAUACAUAGAAGAAUACAUAUUAUAUAUACAUAUGUUACAUCUGUGCUCAUCUUAAUUUUGUUUCGUUUUGCCCACCUCAGAAUCACGUAAAGCAAUAAUAAUGAAGUGCUGAUAAAUAAAUUUUAUUUAAAUAAAUAGAGUUAAUAUGUAUAUGUAUACAUUGUUUUAAAAUAUUUAUACAUUUAAUACAUAAGAAUUGAAAUUGCGAUGAGCAUCGAAUUGACAAAAUCUUAUUUCACGUAUUUUCAAAUGUUUGGUUCCAAUUUUAAAAUUUUUCGAGUAAUGUUGCGCAAGCAAAAUCAAUCACAUUAUUUUGUUUUUUUUAUUAACUUGUUUAAUUUUUAUUAUCUGUAUAAUUAGAGUAACGCGCAGCGCAAAUUGUCAACGUUUUUCUUUCUAGAUGGAAUUAAGUUCCCGUAAAAUAUGACAAUCACAAACUCAUUUAGACCUUGUAAAACUUUCAAACAUAAUUUACGGUUAAUAAAAAUUAAUAACAGUUUAUAAAAAUAUCUCUAACUUAGAGUUGUAUGUAAAACUGUCGAUUCUUUCACUAUCUUAUGUAAAUUGAUGAUUUGCGCAUCUUUACUUCAUGCUAUGAAUAUGGACGCCUCUUUAGAGUUAGUCAAACUAUUACGGAAAACAAUAAAAUUAGUAUUAUACAAAGCCGUGGUCAAUUAUUCAAACAAAUUAUAAAUUAUUUACGAAUCGUUGUCAAAUGUUUUGUUGUCGUCCGUUCGUGGUUGAUGAUUGUGUGUCUAGUUGAUCACAGCUUUAGCAUAAAUUACAUAAUUUUAAGGGACCUUCAAUUCCAGUUAGCUAGAUCUAUUUAUUGUAGUGGAAAUUGCUAUUGGAUGGAUCAUCGCAACGAUUUUUGUAAGACCAAAUAGUAAUUUUUUACAUGUUUACCUAAUUUAGGUAAUUUAAAGGAGUAAUGAAUUUGUUUAUAUAAAAUUGAAAAUAUCACAAAAAAUUUAUAGCAUAUCACGUUAAAAAAAAAUGACAAAAAUCGAAUCGAAUGAUGCAUCCAAGUGAGUAAAUGAUUACAAUAUUAUUAUAUAUUUUGUUGAAUAUUAUAAUGAACUGCUGUGAAGUAGAUUUUGUGCUCGUACAAAUAUAAGCAGCAUUUGGAAAUAAGUGAAAAAGAAUUCUAAAUAAGGUAACAUGCGACCCAUGACUCUGAAGUUUAAAAAGCCAAACUGUACUGUAGCGUAUUGAACAUUAUGUGAAAAGUUUAGCAACCAGGUUGGUACUCAAUGAAUUCAUUUCGAAAUGUGUAAAAUGAAAAAAACAUAACAUUUUUAUGUUAUUGAAAAUAAAAUAAAUCUAAAAAUUAUAA